Messenger RNA from Micropterus dolomieu (smallmouth bass), 1230 nucleotides. RefSeq names its product phospholipid-transporting ATPase VD-like. Gene Ontology annotation, cellular component: plasma membrane. The record is from RefSeq and is a predicted model, not a curated record. Gene Ontology annotation, molecular function: ATPase-coupled intramembrane lipid carrier activity; nucleotide binding. The transcript is spliced from 5 exons. NCBI's taxonomy places the organism in Eukaryota, Metazoa, Chordata, Actinopteri, Centrarchiformes, Centrarchidae. The coding region runs from base 1 to 1230 and encodes 409 amino acids. Gene Ontology annotation, biological process: phospholipid translocation.
AUGGUACAUGAACGGUUUGAGGAAUACAACGAGUUCAAGGUGUUGACUUGGCCUCUAAAUUCCCUAGAUCUCAAACCAAUCAAGCAUGUGUGGGAUGUGCUGGACAAACAAGUCCGAUCCAUUACAGUCUUGGUGCCAGAUACCACAGCACGCCUUCAGAGGUCUAGUGGAGUCUUUGCCUCGACGGGAGAAGCGGCCACACAGUUUCUGUCUUUGGUGGUGCGGGUCAUCGUCCCGUCCUCCUUCGCCGUGGAAGCCGGACUCGGUCCCUCGUUCACAGCUCGGCUCUGUGAAGCUCGUGGUCGGCGUUUAGUCACCGUCCGUCUGCAGAGUCAGUUCGAGGUCGGCACCAAACAGCUCCUUAUAGAGAGGAGGGAAGUGCGUCCCAACGACGUCGGGGUGCCUGAAGCACGAACGCCUCUCAAGUCCCUGGAGGAAAUUAAGUUGAUGUUCCAGCGUUUGAGCUUCAGCCCUUUCUCAGCCCUCUCCUCUCCACAGAUCAAAGGGAGUCCUCGCAGCUUGACCAGCAGGCUGUUUCCUCAAGGAAAGACUGGCUCCUUCACCCUCUCCACACCCCCCAACAGCACCACAGAUGGGUCAGAACCAGGCCAAGAAAGCAACCUGGAAACCGCCAACCAGUGGCGUAAACUGUACCUAUCUUCUAGAGUGGAAAGAGGAGAUGCUGGGCAGGAGGAGGACAGGCAGAUAGGGGAUGAUAUCAAGGAUACAAAGACAAACCCUAAUGGGGCCAGACAGGAAGUGGAGGACCUGACCAGAGAAGUGGACUCUGAGAGUGACAGUGAUGAUGAUUGGCUGUAUGAGGCAGAGAGUCCAGAUGAGGCGGCUCUGGUCCAUGCAGCCCAGGCAUACCGCUGCAACCUGAGGGGACGUUCUGCAGAAAGCUUUAUGGUGGAACUGCCAGGAAUUGGCUCUCUUUCUAUUCAGCUGCUCCACAUUCUGCCCUUUGACCCCAACAGGAAGAGGAUGUCAGUGGUGGUCCGCCACCCUCUCUCAGGACAGGUGGUGGUUUACACCAAGGGAGCCGACUCUGUCAUCAUGGACCUGACUGAGACACCUAAAGAUUCAGGUGCAGAGCAGGCUCAGGAGAUCUACAGUCACAUCAGAGAUCAAACCCAAAAACAUUUAGACAGCUAUGCCAGAGAUGGCCUCCGCACACUCUGCAUUGCUAAAAAGUUUGAAACAUUUACCAAGAAUGUGACCUAUGAAUGA